This is a messenger RNA of Nerophis lumbriciformis (worm pipefish), 3378 nucleotides long. The record is from RefSeq and is a predicted model, not a curated record. Lineage: Eukaryota; Metazoa; Chordata; Actinopteri; Syngnathiformes; Syngnathidae.
AUGGCCUCCCAGCAAGCCAUGGAUGCGAUGCCGGACACGUGCCCUGAGGCGGUGCAGAACCACAACGGGAAUGCUCAUCGGGAGUUUUCAGACACAAACCCAGCCAAUUACGGCACCACUGGCGCAACUGUUCUGAGGCUUCAUUUCUAUCACAGCGACCAGGGAGAGUCCGACUGCAAAUUCCUGGGCUACACUGCUGGCGAUUACAUAGCUGAGGAACUGUGCAUUGAUGCCGCCAAAGCGUGCAGUAUAUCGCCUCUUUACUGCAGCCUCUUUGGCCUCUUCAGGGAGCGAGACUGCCUAUGGUUUUCGCCCAACCACAUUUUCCAACUGGACGAAUCUGCCUCCGAAGAUUUGUUUUUUCGAAUAAGGUUUUACUACCCUGGCUGGUACAGCGGUGGGGCGUCCCGGGCCUUCCGAUACGGCGUCACUAAAGGAUCCGAAAGUCCUGUUCUGGAUGAUUAUGUCAUGUCGUACCUCUUUGAUCAGUGGAGGAAUGAUUUUAUCACUGGUGCGGUGAAGAUUUCCAAUUCCCACGAGACCCAAGAGGAGUGCCUGGGCAUGGCCGUAUUGGACAUGACGCGCACCGCCAAGGAGAAGCAGAUGUCGCCGCUUGACAUCUACCACGCUAUAAGCUACAAGUCGUUCCUGCCAAAGGACAUGCGCCUGCACAUCGAGGAUUGCAGCUUCCUGACGCGCAAGCGCAUCCGGUUCCGUUUCAAACGCUUCGUGCAGCAGUUCAGCCAGUACCGCACCACCGCGCGAGAUCUCAAGCUCAAGUACCUGAUCAGCAUGGAGUCGCUGGAGAAGGCCUUCUACACUGAGACCUUCCGGGUCCGUGAGGCGGCCGGCGGUCCGCUGGUCCUGCUGGUGGCGGCCGACACUGGCAUCCAGUGGUGUCGCGACAAGCUCAAAGAUUCACAACAGGAGCUGCAGACGCUGUGCGACUUUCCAGAGGUUGUUGAUAUCAGCGUCAAACAUACCAAUAAAGAAGCCGCCUCAGACAGCCGCCUCGUUGUUAUCAACAAGCAGGAUGGCAAGAACCUGGAAUUGGAAUUUCCAGGUCUUUCUGAAGCGCUAUCCUUUGUGUCCCUCAUCGACGGCCACUACCGGCUGACGGCGGACGCGCAUCACUACCUUUGCAAAGACGUGGCACCCCCUAGGCUGGUGGAGUCCAUCGCCUGUCAUUGCCACGGCCCGGUUUCGAUGGAGUUUGCCAUUAAUCGACUCCAGAGAUGCCCCAACAAGCGAGGCUUGUACAUAUUAAGGUGCAGCCCCAAGGACUUCAACAAGUACUUUCUGACGUUCCCUGUUGAGGUGUAUGACUCAUUCGAGUACAAGCACUGCCAGAUUACCAGAUCCUCCAGUGGCGAAUUCAACCUCAGCGGAACCAAGAGAAACUUCAGCAGACUAAAGGAUCUCCUGGGUUACUACCAAAAGGAAACUGUGCGCUCCGACAGCUUCGUUUUCCAGUUCGCCAAGUGCUGUGCCCCAAAAUCCAAAGAAAAGUCCAGUCUGCUGAUUUGCCGGCGGAACAAGGUUUCUGAGGUGCCUCCCUCGCCAUCACUGCACCGACCCAACGUUAGCCAGAUGGUCUUUCACACCAUCAAGAAGGAAGAUUUGGAGUUUACUGAGAGUCUCGGCCAAGGGACAUUUACCAAAAUCUUCAAAGGCGUGCGCAAGGAGCUUGGUGAUUAUGGAGAGGUGCACCAAACUGAAGUGGUCAUGAAAGUGCUGGACCAAGCCCACAGGAACUACUCAGAGUCUUUCUUUGAAGCAGCCAGCAUGAUGAGUCAGCUAUCACACAAGCACUUGGUGCUCAACUACGGCGUGUGCGUGUGUGGCGAGGAGAAUAUCAUGGUGCAGGAGUAUGUGAAGUUUGGCUCUCUGGACACCUACUUGAAGAAGAAGAAGAACUCGCUGAACAUCUUGUGGAAGCUGGAUGUGGCCAAGCAGCUGGCCUGGGCCAUGAACUUCCUGGAAGAUAAGCAACUGGUCCACGGAAACGUGUGCGCCAAAAACGUGCUCCUGAUCCGAGAGGAGGACCGGCGGGUCGGGAACCCGCCCUUCAUCAAGUUAAGUGACCCUGGCGUUGGCAUUGCUGUCCUGCCUAAAGAUGUUUUGAUCGAGAGGAUCCCUUGGGUCGCCCCCGAGUGCAUCGAGGACCCUGCUAAUCAGAGCCUGGCGGCAGACAAGUGGAGCUACGGCGUCACGCUGUGGGAACUCUGCAGCGGUGGCGAAAGGCCCUUAGCGGCGUUGGAUGACUCCAAGAAAAGACUGUUUUACGAGGACCGGCACCAUCUUCCCGCACCAAAGUGGAUCGAGCUGGCCAAUCUGAUCAUCAGCUGCACCGACUAUGAGCCGACAUCCCGACCGACGUUUCGUGCCGUCAUCCGAGACCUGAACAGCCUCUUCACGCCAGACUACGAGCUGAUCGUGGACGGCGACAUCCUGCCCAGCCGGACGGCGUCUGCCUGGAUGACGGGAGGCUUCGAGAGUCGGGAGCCGGCCCAGUUUGAAGAGAGGCACCUCAUAUUUUUACAGCAGCUCGGAAAAGGUAACUUUGGCAGUGUGGAGAUGUGCCGCUAUGACCCCCUGCAGGACAACACGGGCGAGGUGGUGGCGGUGAAAAAGCUUCAACACAGCACAGCAGAGCAUAUUCGCGACUUCGAACGCGAGAUCGACAUCCUCAAGUCUCUGCAACACGACAACAUUGUCAAAUACAAAGGCGUCUGCUACAGUGCUGGCCGAUGCAAUUUGCGGCUGAUCAUGGAAUACCUUCCCUUUGGAAGCUUGCGAGACUACCUGGUGAAAAACAAGGAGAGAAUGGACCACAGGAAGCUGAUGCGCUACACUUCACAGAUCUGCAAGGGCAUGGAAUACCUGUCCAGCAAGCGCUACAUUCAUCGCGAUUUGGCCACGCGCAACAUCCUAGUGGAAAGCGAGCAACGGGUGAAGAUUGGCGACUUCGGCUUGACCAAAGUUCUCCCUCAGGACAAGGAAUACUACAUGGUCAAGGAGCCCGGAGAGAGCCCCAUCUUUUGGUACGCUCCCGAGUCGUUGGGGGAAAGCAGGUUCUCCGUGGCGUCGGACGUUUGGAGCUUCGGAGUGGUGAUCUACGAGCUAUUCACCCACAGCGAGAAGAAUUGCAGCCCUCCAGCCAUAUUCAUGUCGAUGAUGGGCAACGAUAAGCAGGGCCAGUUGAUCGUGUACCACCUAAUGGAGCUCCUCAAGUCGGGCAGCAGGCUGCCGCAGCCCGUCCUCUGUCCGACCGAGAUGUACGAGAUCAUGGUGGAGUGCUGGGACAAUCAAUCCGGCCUGCGUCCGUCUUUCAACGAGCUGGGCCUGCGUAUUGACCUGCUCCGGGAUGCUGAUUAA